Messenger RNA from Ilyonectria robusta, 1422 nucleotides. RefSeq lists its product as uncharacterized. Gene Ontology annotation, molecular function: zinc ion binding; DNA-binding transcription factor activity, RNA polymerase II-specific. Lineage: Eukaryota; Fungi; Ascomycota; Sordariomycetes; Hypocreales; Nectriaceae. The record is from RefSeq and is a predicted model, not a curated record. The coding region runs from base 1 to 1422 and encodes 473 amino acids. The transcript has 4 exons. Gene Ontology annotation, biological process: regulation of DNA-templated transcription.
AUGUCUUCCCCUGACCGCAAUUCCGCCAGGCGCUCCAAGCCAUGUGGGCCGUGGGACAGCCGGCGAAAGGGGCAUCGAUGCCAGAACUGUCGAAGCUCUCGAUUGGGAUGCGAUGGAGGACGGCCUUGUUCACGUUGCCAGCUGCGCCUAUUACCAUGCCCUGAAACUAACGAGACUUCGGAAAGGGCAACGGUUGUUUUCUUGGGCCAUUCCAUAGGUCCUGUAAUCCCUGAGGCACAGGUUUCAUCCGACAGAGACGCCCCGUAUAUCGACUCAUUCUUUGCUUUCAUGGAGCUGAACUCUUCCCCGUUUACCGACCCCUUCUCGCGAUCCAGACUAGCACAUUUCUUGGACGAAUCACUCCCGGUUCUGCUUGUCGUUUUGUCUAUUGGACGAGCCAGACUACACUGUAUAGAAGCCACAUCAUAUGCUGAUCCUAUGAAGACAAUGUCUUGGGUUCCAGCGGCGCGAAAUAAGAUACGUCACAACUUGCAGACGAUAGCCGGUACUGUGAAUCCUUCCCCCGAGACGAAAUCUCUCAUCCUGGCGCUUACCAUGCUGAGCUGCAUUUUCGAACUCAUGAUUGACAGCUCCGGCUAUGGUGCCAUUCUGGUCUUAGAAUCGCUUCCAAUGCACGUCGUCCAAUCUCUCCAUAUUGGACCGCUUUUGUCACAGUUUGACAUCGGUCUAUUGGCCGGGUACCAAUAUAUUCAGGCAGCUGUCUGCCUCGUUUGCGAUCAGGACACCUUUCUCGCUGGCAUACAAUUCUGCGAGCCGGGUGCCAGGUCCGAGCUGAGUCAAAAUCUAGACACCACCGCUGCAUGCCGUUUGUCUCGGCUCCUAGUACUUCUCGCUAGAUGCAAUGCCCGCUCUAUUCAGUGGCUUGAACAAGCACGACGUGUUGCCCAGGCCGAGCCUACAGAUGUACCCAAACCUGCUUCUUUGCAGGAAAUCCUAGGCCCUUCAUUAUUGGAAUUCGGAAAUGCCGUAUUCGAAAACGCGAUCGAGGUACUUGAGCUGGCAGACAAUAUCCGUCCGAGCCCCAUUGUAGACCCCGUUGAUCCUCAGGGAUUCAGUUCGGCCCUUGCAGCCUUCUACCAUUGCGCUAUUAUUUCUGUUGCUCGACUCUUUACAGAUACUCUAUGGGGAGCUGUUGGAAAGACUCCAGCAGCAGACGAGAUGCCUCACCUAGAAUCUCAUGCACUGAUUGCUCUUGCCGUCAUAGAGCGGAAGCUAGUGUCUGUCGGUGCUGAAUCGGUUUUCUACUUGCCGUUGAUCACUACGAUAGCACUAGAGAUACGACAGAAAGAUGACAAACGACGAGUCAUGAAGAUUCUAAAUGAUGUUGCUCUAACGGGAUUUGUUGUAGCGAGAACAUACAAGUCUGAUAUGCAACUAGCAUGGGACUUAAUUAAGAAUUAG